Messenger RNA from Funneliformis mosseae, 855 nucleotides. Lineage: Eukaryota; Fungi; Glomeromycota; Glomeromycetes; Glomerales; Glomeraceae. The record is from the annotation of a GenBank genome assembly.
AUGUCAACACCCAAUCAUAUAACACAUCUCAUUCGUAUCGACCAUCUUUGUAAAGAUUGGUGUUCAAAACAUUCUCGUUCUUGCGCGUACUUUUCUUCUAUAUUAAACAUAUUAACGCAACGAAAAGAUACUUCUAAUUUUCUAUUUAGCUCAAACAAUGCCAACUCUUCCAAAAACUUUUCUUGCACCAAUUUAAUACCUUCUUCAUCUCAUAAAAAUCUUCCUUUUGCCUUACAACCGCAAUCUUUAUCUUUAUUGAUUUAUAAGCAAUCUCAUGAAAUUGAAGAAAUACUGACAGCAAUUCAUUCUACUUUAGAAGAAUUUGAAGAAAUCAUUAAUUUAAUGAAUGGAAUUUUAAAUCAAAGUAAUAAAUUAGUUAACCCGAAUCAAGUAUUUUUAUCAACUAACACGUCUUCGUCUUCUCCCGAGUCACCUAAGAAUACCAACUCCAUAUCAUCAACGCCACCUACAACACCAACAAAAUCAUCUAAAAAAAAGAAGUCAAAACAAUCUCCCAAGAAAUCAAAAUCAACUCCACCGAAGAAGCAAACAAUUAAUUUAUUUGAUAAUUUUGACAAUCCAGUUGAUAUAGCUGAUAUACCAAUUAUCACAUCAAAUUAUUAUAUUGUUAGAAUCGUCGAAAUGUAUGAAAAGGAAUUAUGUUAUAAAAAAAAUUUGAUUUUCGGGGGAUGUCUUAAGAUCGAUCAUAAUGAUGAGGAAAAUGGAAUAAAUAACAUCAAAUUGAUUAGUGAAAGAUGGGCCGUUCAACCUUAUUUGCUGUUUGAGGUGGAAGAAGAAAUAUUUGAUAGAAUUAAAAUUUGGAAGCGAGUUAAAGAAUUUGAAGCUAUGAAAUAG